AUGCUCCAUUGUUCAAAGUGUGAUCCCCGCACCCCUCCUCCCCCCUCUCCCCCCUCUCCCCCCUCUCCCCCCUCUCCCCCCUCUCCCUCCUCUCCCUCCUCUCCUCCCCCCUCUCCCCCCUCUCCCUCCUCUCCUCUCCCUCCCCUCCUCCUGGUGGUUGGAGAGCAGAGCUGGUGUGUGGUGCCCCUGAUUGCCUGGACAGAGGUGGGAAUUGAACCCUCGCUCCCCACGGACAGAGGCUGCUGUCAUUAG
Molecule: messenger RNA, 252 nt
Organism: Knipowitschia caucasica
Lineage: Eukaryota; Metazoa; Chordata; Actinopteri; Gobiiformes; Gobiidae
Source: the annotation of a GenBank genome assembly